CACAGUGUACUAAAGGCCACUGCGAAGCGAUCAUCGCGGAUAUACCCAAUCGAUUGUUUCCGAUUACUAAUUAAUAUUGAAAACACGGCAUAUUGAUUUCACCUUUCACACCAAUUUAAGUGUUUUUUUAAAAUUUAAAACAGUCACGCGGAACGCAUGGUGUAGACCAGUCACAAGAAAAUGUGUGAUAUUACUUAUGAAAUUAACUAAUACUAUCCGACUUCACUUUACAUAAUUUUGUUUGAGAAAAUCUGUGGGUUAAGUGAAAAUAAAGCGUACAUAGAGUGGUAUCACUGAAAUGUGAUACCACGUACCAACAGCCACGACGGAGAAGGUCAAGAAAGAUCCUAGGCGGCCAAGAAGAAAGAGAAUAUCAGACAUGAGGGUUGACCUACGCGGUAUCAAGUGUGCAACAGCACUCCGGGCCGGUUUCAAAGCUGCGAUGUACGAAAGCAGCUGCUCCUACGCGGGGGCCCUUGAAUUGAAGAGGAGUGCGUUGAAAGAGGAACCUUGGCCGGCGACAGAAUGGCCUCCGUACAGACUACAUCAAUCCACCUUCGAACAGUUGAAACAGAGUGUGGAGAAGGCAAAGGCAGCGCUACAAGACAGAUCAGGGUUGUUAGGAUCGGCGAGCGCCUUCGGUGACUUCUAUGGGGGACAGUUGGGUCAAGAUACAGCGAGCACAACCCUUGGUUUCGGAAGGUCUGCUCGCACUGACGACUCAAUGCUUGGAUCUAUGGACAAAAACAAGACGAUUGGUUCUGAUAAGCUGUCAGGCGGUCUCAGCAAGGGAUAUUCUACACCAACGCUCACAGACACACUACGAGGAACCAAAUGUACAGAUGCGUCCUACAAAAGUACGUGGUCUACUCACGCGACGUCACAGGGUACACAAGGCUAUGGCACCAAUUCCUUAUCGGCCAUGUCGAAAUCGACACUGGACGCGCACACGCAUCUUCGCCAACCAGAUCCAUAUCAGAUGUUUGGACCCACAAGCAGUCGGCUAGCGAAUUCGGGUUCAGGCCAGAUCCAGCUGUGGCAGUUCCUGCUCGAACUGCUGAGUGAUUCGAGCAACGCCGGCUGCAUCACGUGGGAGGGAACCAACGGGGAAUUCAAGCUGACGGAUCCCGAUGAGGUGGCGAGGCGCUGGGGCGAGCGCAAAUCCAAGCCGAACAUGAACUAUGACAAACUGAGCAGAGCGUUGAGAUACUACUACGAUAAAAAUAUAAUGACCAAAGUCCACGGGAAGAGAUAUGCGUACAAAUUCGAUUUCCAAGGGCUUGCGGCGGCCACGCAGCCGGCCGCGAGCGACCCCGCUUACAAGUACCAGAGCGAUUUGUUUAUGAGCUCGUACCACCACUCGGCUAAACUCUCGUCUUUCAUGGCCCCGCACGCAGCUAUGCCGACUUCUACAGCGUCGAUAUUCCCGUCAGCUUCGUGGGGUAACUGGGGCGGAGGCGGCAGCAACCUCUACUCGCCGCACUCAAUGGCACCCCCCCAUGUGACGUCACACCUUGGAUCAUAUCCCCACUACGCAUGACCAGUCAUAUAAAUGACUAAUGAAAGGAUUGAUUACUUUACACUAUACGGAUAAAUAUAAAAUAGAUAAUUUGAUGAAAUUGACGAGAUAACGUCUUAAUUAUCAGUUAAUAUUGUAAACCAUAUUGAUGCCGCAGGAGGAUAACCCAACAGACUAAGUUAAUAUCGAUUGCAUGUUGGUAUAUUUGAAACCGCAAUCAUAAUUGCUCAUACCUCAAGAAAAAAUAUUGUUUGUCAAGAUUUAUAGUAUGCUGAAAAGAAAUAAAACAAUAUAAAAAAAAACAAAAUGUAAAGCUUUAUGAAUAAUAGUCAACUCGUUAUGUAAGUAUGACAAGUGCGCAGCAUUAUUUAAACUGUCCUUUAAAGGAAUUCUCAACGUGACAUCUCAGUAUCAAUGUCAUCAAAA
Manduca sexta (tobacco hornworm) is the source of this 1945-nucleotide messenger RNA. It is a transcript of the gene Ets65A, whose product is annotated as DNA-binding protein D-ETS-3. Gene Ontology annotation, cellular component: nucleus. NCBI's taxonomy places the organism in Eukaryota, Metazoa, Arthropoda, Insecta, Lepidoptera, Sphingidae. Gene Ontology annotation, biological process: regulation of transcription by RNA polymerase II; cell differentiation. The record is from RefSeq and is a predicted model, not a curated record. The transcript has 9 exons. Bases 380 to 1540 code for a protein of 386 amino acids. Gene Ontology annotation, molecular function: sequence-specific DNA binding; DNA-binding transcription factor activity, RNA polymerase II-specific.